This is a messenger RNA of Aricia agestis (brown argus), 1335 nucleotides long. RefSeq names its product vacuolar protein-sorting-associated protein 36 (gene Vps36). Gene Ontology annotation, biological process: protein transport to vacuole involved in ubiquitin-dependent protein catabolic process via the multivesicular body sorting pathway. The transcript has 7 exons. Gene Ontology annotation, cellular component: late endosome membrane; ESCRT II complex. Gene Ontology annotation, molecular function: ubiquitin binding; phosphatidylinositol-3-phosphate binding. The record is from RefSeq and is a predicted model, not a curated record. The coding region runs from base 87 to 1289 and encodes 400 amino acids. Lineage: Eukaryota; Metazoa; Arthropoda; Insecta; Lepidoptera; Lycaenidae.
CAUUCUUAAAUUAAUUUAUGCCUAUAUGUUUAAGAAGUGUUAUUAAAAUUUUCGGGAUAUUAUAAAACCAUUUUAAUUAGUUUCAAAUGGACAGAUUUGAAUACAUGGAAGCAAGACUGUUUGAGGGAGAAAAUUAUUUAAAAAGGGAUAAAAGUGUUAAAAUUUACGAUGGAGAUGAAAAGACACAAUUUACUGAUGGCGAAGUGGUACUGACCACUCACAGGAUUCUUUGGGGUAAACCAGGUGACAUACCAAGAGGUCUUGUUUGCUUGUCCCUUCAUUUGUACUAUAUAUUCUGUAUUGAAGAGGAAAGUGGUGGAGUUUUUGGUCUCGGUGGUCCAAAGAGAAUCAUACUACACCUAGGGCCUGCACUUCCUGGUAAAAGACCAGGCCCAGUCGUAGGAAGUACCUAUCAUUUUAUAAAAUUUUCUUUCAAAGAUGGUGUGGAUCAAACUUUUUAUAGAGCCUUAACUGAUGCCAUAACAAUUAAGGCUUGGGAAAAUACAGCCAUACCAUCACCCGAAAAUAGUGUUUUAGGCUCUUCCAAUACUCCUAAGUCAUCAACACCAAUAAACACUAAAAUAAGGUCAGGUAUAGUUGGUAUUGAAAGGAGCAUAGAAGAGCAACAUAAGGCUACAGAUGCAAGUAUAAGUAUUGCAUUUCAAGAUUUAAAAAAGCUAAUGGAAAAAGCAAAGGAGAUGGUCACUAUUUCAAAAACUAUAUCAUCCAAAAUAAGGGAAAAGCAGGGAGAUAUUUCUGAAGAUGAUACUGUUAGAUUUAAAUCUUAUUUAAUGUCUUUGGGAAUAGAUGAUCCUGUGACAAGAGAUGCAUACAGAUCAGAUUCUGAAUAUUACAUGGGCCUGUCACAGCAAAUAUCGGACAUGAUGGUGGCAGUCAUGAUGGAUUGUGGUGGGAUAAUGUCUUUGGCUGAUGUUUGGUGCAGAGUAAACAGAGGUAGAGGCUUGGAGCUCAUAUCACCUGAAGAUUUACUCAAUGCUUGCAAACUUCUACCAAAUGUAGGGGCACCGAUGAGUCUUCGUAAGUUUCCAAGUGGUGCUUGUGUCUUACAAUUAAACAGUCAGAGGGAUGAAGAAGUUGCAAAAACAACUAGUGCACAGAUUGAGGAAAAUGGCUCCUUGACACCAGAAAAACUGUCCCAAAUAGAAAAUGUGUCAAUACUUCUGGCUCGGGAGCGAUUAUUUACUGCAGAACGCCAUGGCCUAGCUUGCAGAGAUGAAUCUAUUGAGGGAUUAGCGUUUUACCCUAAUUUGUUUUUAAGUCAAUCAUAGUAAUAAAUGUUAUUAAAAUAAAUAAAAUAUUAUAUAUUGCGUUACC